This is a messenger RNA of Penicillium macrosclerotiorum, 576 nucleotides long. RefSeq lists its product as uncharacterized. Gene Ontology annotation, biological process: mitochondrial magnesium ion transmembrane transport. Bases 1 to 576 code for a protein of 191 amino acids. Gene Ontology annotation, cellular component: mitochondrial inner membrane. The transcript has a single exon. The record is from RefSeq and is a predicted model, not a curated record. NCBI's taxonomy places the organism in Eukaryota, Fungi, Ascomycota, Eurotiomycetes, Eurotiales, Aspergillaceae. Gene Ontology annotation, molecular function: magnesium ion transmembrane transporter activity.
AUGCAUCACAGGGUCAAAGCUAUUCUUGACGCUAAUCGCAACUCCCUCAUGCUGCUCGAUCUGAAAUUCAGCAUUGGAACCCUCGGGCUGGCCACAGGCACUCUGUUUUCUGCGCUGUACGGAAUGAACUUGAAAAACUUCAUUGAAGAAUCUGACUUUGGAUUUGGAGGAGUUUCUGUGAUUUGCUUUGCUCUCACUGCCGUUGUCUGUGUUUACGGGCUUGCCAAGCUCCGUAAGCUUCAGCGUGUCCGCAUGUGGGGUGAAUCCGGCGUCGGAGGCACCUCCUUGGCUCCCAUUUCUCCGAGGAAAGGCAUUCUCGCGGGGCAUCGCGCAAACUGGCGCGCGGAUUCAAUUGAACCGGUCUGGGGCAGUCUACCUGGUGAGGCACGGUCUGAGCGCAUCCGACGACUACGCGAGAAUGCGGCAGCAUCUGCCGCCAAUUCAGCCUCUAGGACACCCGGAACCAGCUUCCCAAGUGCGUCUGGAGAGACGCUUCGAUCUGAAAGCAAGAAUGCUGAACAGAACCAGAAGCGCUCUGCUUCUGACAUCGGGAUCGGCACAGAGCCCACAGUCUAG